Messenger RNA from Mycetomoellerius zeteki, 3645 nucleotides. RefSeq lists its product as uncharacterized. Bases 172 to 3357 code for a protein of 1061 amino acids. The record is from RefSeq and is a predicted model, not a curated record. NCBI's taxonomy places the organism in Eukaryota, Metazoa, Arthropoda, Insecta, Hymenoptera, Formicidae. The transcript has 4 exons.
UCUGUCCUCAGUUCCCAUGCGAGGUUCCGCUCGGUAUCGUUCAGCCAAGCCACGUCCGAUCGUCUCGAGCGGUGUCAUGUCGCGAGUCAGCCGCCUCUAACGCGAGGAAUCAGCCGGUGAGAAGUGUGUGAAUCUCCUCCACGUGGAAGAGCCCAAGAAACGAUCACAGCAAUGCGGUUCGCCAAGCUGAGACUCUUCACGGCGACGCUCCUCGUCAUCGCGACCCUCGCUAAAGAGGAAAGCUCGUCGUCGAAAAACCGCGACAAACGUCAACAACUCACCUUUCUACGAAAGGUGGGUCGUCUGCCACCAUAUGCGGUGCAAAUGGAACCGAUAGUGCAAUAUUCUCAAAGAGAUCCUUUGUAUAAUCCCUUGGCAAGCCCGAAGAACGACGAUUUAUAUGGAGAGACUCCAUCGAGCUAUUAUCAGACGGAACCCGAGCCGAUUAUCGAGAUCAUCAUCAAAGAAUCUAAUGAAACUCUUCCAACUCCGGUGCCGCUACCACUUUCUUCUCAACCGCGACCUACCAAGGAACCCAUCCAGGUCUUCUACGUAAAAUACGAGAAGAAAAAGGGCUAUGGAGAUAAGACCCGCGUCAUUUACGAUUCACCAAUCCCCGCGCUGACACCCGUGGAGGAGCACGAGGAAAUUAAGCCGGACAACCCGGCACCGUAUGGGGAAGAGCCAACGAAUACGGUGACACCGGCACCGCCUCCGGAACCAUCGACGACUUUACGCGCUAUCAUUCGACCCGAUAGCGAAGUGUACCAUUCCGGUAGUAGCGGUAUCCGCGUGACUUUCGGUACCGAGCAAGUGCCACCCAACAAUCACAACAAGCGUAGCGACUUGGAGACGCCUACAGGCAUUAUUCAACAGCACGUCGGCAAACCAACAACAUCGCCAGGAGCGCCGAAAAGACAGCACGGUCCUUAUCAACCCCUGCAGCCACCGCAACUCCCGCGAGUACCCGCAUUUCCGCAACAGCGCAUUAUCAAUUCAUUCCCGCCGCAACCGCAAGCAACGACGUUCUUGCAACAACAGCUACAGCAGCAACCACUGUUGCAUCAAACGUUUCCACCUCAGCAAUCCUUGAGAAACCCACCGCCGCCACCGCCACCACCAUCGAGACCACUGCAACGUCAUCCCAUAACUAUUCAGGGUCUCCCGGAAGUACAACAACGCGCGACGUUCAACAAUUUUGGUCCGCCACCGCAUCACGUCAACAUCAAUCAUCCGCAGCAACCGGGAUUCCCACCUGCGCUGUCGGUAUCGCAUCAAAGCGUUCAAAUACAGAAUCAACCAUUGUCGUUGCCACAAAAUAAUUUCGCGGAACCGCCCCAGCAACCAUUACCGGUCAGAUCUGGUGGCUUUAAUCCGGAGCAACAACCGUUAUCCAGACAGAAUGGUUUCAACGUGGAGCUUUCACCGCAAUCUCUUCCUCCAUUUAAACAACAGGAGUUGGAGAAACAACGUUACCAUGAGCAACGACGACAGCAAGAGCUAUUGAAGCAACGGGAACAUCAACGACAGCAUGAGCAGCGACAUCAAGAACACCAGCGAUUUUUGGAGCAGCAGAGACAGGUCGAGCAACAAAGAUUGUUGGAGCAGCAGAGACAACAGGAACAUCAGAGGCAGCAAGAGCAUCAGAGACUUCAAGAACAACAACGAUUGCAGGAACAGCAACGCUUGCAAGAACAACAUCGGCUGCAGGAGCAACAACAAUUGCAAGAAUUGCAGCGCUUGCAGGAGCAACGCAGGCGGAAGCAGGAGCAGGAGCUCAAGUUCCUUCAGGAACAACAACGAUAUCGUACACAGCUUAAGUAUAAUCAGGUGCAGCUUCAGCAGCCACAAUUGCAGCCGCAAUUACAGCCACAAUUGCAGCCACAAUUACAGUCACAAUUACAGCCACAAUUAUCAUCUCAACGACCAGGAGGUGAAAUCUUCAAGGCCGUGCCUAAGCUAGAACAGCAUUACGCGAUCCAAGAAAAUCCUCAUCAUCCUGGUCCGUUCCCACCAAAUCCCACGAUAGUCCAACCAACGACGUUUCCCGAACUUUCCCAAAACCAGUUCGUAUCACCGCAAUCGUUCAAUGCCCUUCGUGAUUCUCAGCAAUUGUCUGGGAGUUUAACAAAUCAUUUUAUCUCCGGUGACGGUCUGCAGCAACAGUUAAAUACGCAACAAUUAAACCAGCACUUAAACGCGAAGCAGUCUCAUCAAAGUAGUCAGCAAAGCUUCUUCUCGCAUACGCUUCCGACAUCGCAACAACGGCCUCAAACGACCGCAACGACCACUUUCACUCAGCAACAAUCGAUAUGGGGCCGGCCAUUGUCCCAGAAUAAUCCUUUGCAGAAGAUCUACGCGACACCGGUUAGUCCCUCCGAAGAGUUCAACUCACCGCCGACCGCUAAAACGUUCUUACCGACAACUACAUUCUCGCCGAAUAAAGUGGCCAGGAUCAAGGAGAACAUUGCGAAUCUACCGGACGAGGUGCCAGAUGACAUCAGGGAGCAGCUGCUGAGCUCCGGUAUUUUAGGCAACGCCGAUAUCCAGAUCCUCGACUAUGACAAGAUCGGCGAUAUUCCGAUCGAGAAACUGCCGCCGGAAGCUCUGGCGAAUUUUUACGGCGCCGGAGGCGGUGCGGCGAUUGCCGCCGGUAGCGAGCCCGUGCCGACGAUCGUCAAAGGGCCGUUGAAGACAACGCAGAAGAAGGUGACGAGCUUGACUACCGCCGUCGCUACCACCGCUGCCAAUCGCCGUAGUAACUUGACCAAGUUCGAGCAAGCCACCUUGCGGCCCGGUGGCGUGGAGAUGAAAGUAGUACGCUUCGAUCCGAAUACGGAGCAAGGCCGGGCCGUGGCAGAGCAGCAUAUACGUGACGAUGCGACCCGGCUGGAGCCGGUGACCGUGGGAACGCGCGGGGAUGCCUCACAGUACAAUCGUUAUCUGCCACUUAAAGUGAGCGGCGCGUCCUUCGUCGACUACGACUUUCCCGGCGAGGAGAGGGAGAUCGCGGAGUCUCAGCGGCGCAGCAGGAAGACCGGCGGCGAUGCGCAGCCCGUCAGGUUUCUCGCCGGUGACACCCUCAAGCAACUCGUGAAGAAACCCACCGCGGAGAAUUAUAAGAAAUGGCUGGAACAGGAGAGCCGCACCGAGCCGCAGAGACAGUCUGUCGUUCUUCUAGUGACUAUGCCGAGAGAUGAUGACGGUCAAGGUGACAAGGAAAUCUUCAUGUACGACGUGACCUCUGGAGCCGUUAGCAAGCUAGCCGGUGAUCUCUCAACGGCCUUCGUAGACGCCGCCGAGAGCAACUCCGACGGCACCGAUUCCAUCGACGACUCUACCUUCUCGACGUUUUAAUUAGCUCAUAAAAAAAGCUAUUUCUCGAAAUAUUUAAAAAUUUAAUGUUUAAUCUACGGCCGGACGCAGAAUUUCUUUUUUGAGAGAUUGUACAACAUGGAUAUACGUAUAUUCAAGAUUUUGUCUCUGUUGCGGAUAAAGAAAGUUCUUUGCAUAACGUACUUCUCGAUUUUAACUAAACGACUUUAAUUAAAUGGAAUUUAACUUUUUUGUCGUUUCGUGAUGAAGGAGAAGGAAUUGAUUUAGGUCUGUGUGUUUCUUACGCGAUAAUGAAUGUCAAUGGUUAAA